AAAUAUUUAUCGAAUCUUCUGUCUACAUUUACACUUUUGUGGGAAAUUUUGCGUACUAUAGUUUUGUUCGUUUGUCAUCAUGUCAUCUGUGAUAUGCUAGCCGUGUACUAUGUUACAUAGAAAGGUGUUUAGUAUGAACUUGUAACAUUUUAAGUUGAAUCGGACUCAGUUGUCGAAGAACUGCUUUGUAUAAAUUGAUGUAAUUACGUAAAUAAAUUACCAAUUUAACACAUAUUGACAUGGCUGCUCUAGGAAGGAAAUUGUUUAAGCAAGGAAUCGAGCAGCUCAAAAGCAAAGAGUUUCGCGAUUAUUUAAUGAGCACCCACUUUUGGGGUCCUGUUGCAAACUGGGGAAUUCCUAUAGCAGCAAUAGCAGAUACUCAGAAGAGUCCUCAAUUUAUCAGUGGAAAAAUGACAUGUGCUCUUUGCCUGUAUUCCCUCAUGUUCAUGAGAUUUGCAAUAAGGGUCCAACCUCGAAAUAUGUUGCUGUUUGCAUGCCACUUCACAAAUGAAUGUGCUCAACUAGUUCAGCUUGGUCGCUUUGGUAACUAUCAUUAUCUAGGAGGAGCCAAGAAACAAGAGAAGGAAGUGCACCAAAGUCAACAUUAAUGGUUUCUUCUUUGUAUAGUAAUGAAUCAAAUAUUUUAGUUCUUACCUUUCAACUGGAAAUUGGGUAACUGAUUGUUCAUAUAGAUAUAAUUAUGUUGUAAUUUUUAAUUGUACCUGAAUUGCUGGAUAUUUUAAAAAAUUUAAGUUUUCUCCGUAAUAUUUAUAAAAGAGAGCAAAGUUUUUAAAAUGGUGGCAACAUUAUAUUUGGUUGUAUGUUCUUUAUAUUUAAACUGAUGUUUGGGCAGGCCUCAACCUAAAGUGGUUUUAAACCAUUUCACUUAAGAAUCUCUGGUAUAUGGAGACUUACUUCCAGGGCCUAAACCAGUAUUUAGGUAACUGUGCUGCCAAGUCUAGGCAUAAAAUCAGAAUGGCAAGACUUCAAGAAAGUAAUACUGAAAACAGAAAUGUAAACACACCUUUGUGCAUAAUAAACUUUCACUGCCACUAUUUUACUAAUACUAUAAAUGUAAAUGGCAUUGUAGGAAGGCCAUAGACCUACUCUAUGAAGUGUACAUAAAUAUUAUGAACAGUCUUCAAUUUAGUUGGGUAACAGAUUUUGUAGAAUGUCCAAACUUUGGCUAAGGUUAUCGGAUUACUAACAAAUUGUAACCCUUGCAUAAUUUUACUCUUAGUGAUUAAAAGUCAUUAGUGUUGUAGUUUUAAAAUAAGGGCAAUACUCUCCUGUUGUGCCCAUAAGUCACUGAUUAUCAGCUUGCCAGACCUUGUUUGGAUUUUUUAAUGCUAUAUGUCAGUACCAUAAAUCAUAAUUGUCAGUUUUCAACUUCCCUUAAAGGUUUAGAAUUGCAUAUUUUUAAUUAAUGGUCUUGAAUUUUUAGCUUUGAAAUUUGGCAUCACUUGCUUCAGGUAAUAGUAAGUCUUGUUAGUGUAAUACACAAUGGAAACAGAAGUAUAACAAAAAUGAAAGGCUAUAUGAGUGUGUUAGUAUUGUUAAUAUUGAAACUUUUAUCUUUUAUGUGCUGUGUAUGGCUUUUAUGUUUAUUUGUAUGAAAACUGUUAAAUUUUGUUCAAAUUGUAUCUGCACUGGUAAUAUCUUUGUCAUAUAUACUUAUGCAGGUUUGUACAUGUAUUUAAUUCUGUUUUAUUGUUAGGGGCUGACAGAGUUUAACUUGAAUUGCAUGUAUCAACAUGAUACACUGACUGAAGUUUGUAACAUAAGAAAUACAUAUUCAUCCAGUUAAAGUUUAUUUAGUACAGAAAUAGAAAAGACAUGUUCAUGAAACUUGUUUUUUUGAAUAGACUGUAAGACCAUAAAUUAUGUUAUAGUUUUUUGUUGCUGGUUGUAUACUUUUUUCAAGAAUACAUUACACAUGUUAUUGACGUGUUGACAUACUCUUCA
Molecule: messenger RNA, 1965 nt
Organism: Zootermopsis nevadensis
Lineage: Eukaryota; Metazoa; Arthropoda; Insecta; Blattodea; Termopsidae
Gene: Mpc1
Product: mitochondrial pyruvate carrier
Biological process (GO): pyruvate import into mitochondria
Cellular component (GO): mitochondrial inner membrane
Source: RefSeq, a predicted model, not a curated record